AUGUUAUCAUCAUCAUCAUCCUCAAUAACAACAAAAAAGAAUCAUCUUUCAACAGAGUACUCUCCAGAGUUGAACAUGAUCUCCACCGAUGAUCCAUCUCCAUCCGAUUUAUCUCAAUGGAUUAACACUUCAACAUCUCUUCAUCCAAAUUUUGAAUUCUUUUAUCCCAACACUUGGAAAUUAGAUAUGGCAAGUUCGAGUGCAUCCUUGAAAAUCAUUUCACCAACUCAGAUUUCACCAUGGUUGAAUCAACAAGAUGAGAAUGAAGAUGAAUGUUUGAUGGAUCAGAUUCGUGUGGAUUUCACACUCGAUAAACAUUCACAUGAAGAAAUUCAUCGAGAGACAUUUUCAAAAUUAAUGACUUCGUAUGCCAUUUCAGAGUAUUGUGAAAUUGAAAUGUUAAAUGAUUUUCAAAUCAAGUCGAAUGGUGAUAGUACUACUACUUCUACUGCAACUUCUUCUGCAACUUCUUCUGCAACUACAACUACUACUGCAACUACAACUACGAGUCAUGAAGGGAAUGAAUUGCUUGACACGAAUUCAGAACAAGUGCAAUUCAUUGCCAAACAUAGUUUGGUUCAAUACUUGUCCUAUGGUAGAAUUCACAUGACACGUCAUCAUGUGGUCACUGUUUCUGCUUUGCAACCAAACAUGUCUGAACACUCUUUUUAUAUUUUCAGUUACUUGACCGAGACAGGUUGUGAAAAGAAUUUUUCAGUCUUUGAAAAGUUUUUGAGAAAUUUCAAAUUUCCACAAGAAGGUACUUCUACAUUUUUGUAUGAAUUGUCGACCGAGUAUGGCCCUUCUAUUCUAUUGCAUGUUCCAUUUCCUUAUCAAGUUUCUCAAAAAAGAGAAGGUUCUCUCACAAUCUAUACUCCACAACAUGUGAAAUAUUCAUCCAAUUUCGCCACUUCACUCUCUUCCGUUCCAAGACAAAUGCAUUUCGAUUUUCAAUAUGUGAAAUCGAAUGGUGAAAUGAAUGUUCAAGAAUUGGCCACAGAGAAUUUCAAUAGCUUGACACAACAAAUCGAGAACAUGUCUCAAUUGGAUCAAAAACCACAUCGUGUGAAAAUUUUACAACCAGUAACAUUGGAACAUGUGCAACAACAAACAUCCCAUGUCUUUUCGUAUGAACAUGACAGUGGAGAGGAUGAAAAGAAAUUUGUUGAAAAACAUUUCACAUUACUAUCGAAUGGUGAUUUCUUGGCAUCGAGUUUUGCCAAUUCCAUCACUCAAGACAUUCAACCUCCUGAAUUGUUAGUAUUUAGAAAAAUGCUCGAGACAUUUGUGUUGUCUCAGUUCGACCAACAAGUCAUUCUCGAUCAACAAUUGAGUGAAUUUAAUGUUGCCAUUUAUGGAGAGAAUGGAGUUGGAAAGUCCACAUUGAUUUCACUUUAUUUGUAUGGUUGUCAACAGCAGCAGCAGCAGCAACAUGAUGGAGAACUGAAUAAUCUUUCCAAUACGAAUAAUAAUAAUAAUACGAAUAAUGGAAUAGUGAGAGAUCACACCACGACAACGACGACAACGACAACGGAAGAACAAACCUUUAGAAAAUAUGUUCCCAAAUCAGAUUCACACUCGGCAUUUGUGUUGAAUAUUCUAGAUACUUGUGGAAGUGAUGAGUUUGAAAAGGGAGGACAAUUUGAGAAGGCGACACGAGCUGAUGCUGUGAUUUUGGUGUGUGCAGCUGAUCAACCAUCUUCUAUUGAGAAACUUGAAACCAUUAUCAGUCGUAUUGAAAGGUUAAAGAAGAGAAAGGUCUCAGAAAUUCCAUCUCUCAUUGUGUUCAAUAAGGUCGACAUGGAAAAUGCUGCUGCCAAAUCGGAAGAGGCCAAGAAACUUGCCGAUCAGUUUGGUAUAACCUUUAUUGAGUGUACGAUCAAGAAAUUAUCCAAGGUGAUUGAUAUUUUUGAAGGAGCAUUGAUUGCAGAGCUGCACUCCAAGCAGUAUGUCAUUAAUCGUAUGCAAUCGGAUCAACAAUUGCUGUCAGAGGAUGUUGAAAAUUUCCAAUCGUUGAUUAUUCAAAAUCAAAUGGAAGAAAUUGAGUCUUUGAUUUCCACAGGAUCUGCUCCUUCCAUGGCUUCAGAGUAUCUCAAUUUACCAAUUAUAUUCUAUGCAGCAGAUUCUGGUGUCGAUGAGAAUAUUCUCAAACGUCUCAUUGAAUAUAAUGAGCAAUGUGAAAAGUUCAACUUGAAGAAUUUUACUACAAAAGACGGAAUGAAUUUGGCUUUAUUCGCUGUGAGCAAGGGCAACUUGAAAGCUCUGAAACUUUUGGAGAAUUAUGGCAUUACUCUGGAUACGGAGCCAGCUACUGUAACGUUGGAUAAUCUCAAUAUUCUUGCGCACAUCAUUUCGGUUCUAUUGAGUGAACCCGACAAUGACAUUGUUUCCUACUUGUUGGAAAAAUAUGAAAAAACUCUUUCACACUUUGUGAAUACUCCAUUCAAAGACGAAGAAAAUCUUACAAGUUAUCCCAUUCAUAUUGCUGCCAAAUCAGGAUCCACCUAUGCUGUGAAAUGGUUGUUAAAUCAUGGUGCAUUGCAAACCAUAAACGAAAAGGAUGCCAUGGGCUUGACUCCAUUACUCUUUGCUGUUGCUGAAGGUAAUGAUUCUUUGGUAGAAUUGUUGCUUGAAUCUGGAGCCAAGAUUUCUGAAGAGGCACAGAUUGAAUUUUUCAAAGAAAAUUGUCCAGAAGACAAAUUCCAAACAGUUGUUGCUUGUUUGGGAAAGUAUGGCGUCAAAGUGGAAUAA
Messenger RNA from Naegleria lovaniensis, 2751 nucleotides. RefSeq lists its product as uncharacterized. Gene Ontology annotation, molecular function: GTP binding; protein binding; GTPase activity. Lineage: Eukaryota; Heterolobosea; Eutetramitea; Acrasida; Naegleriidae. Gene Ontology annotation, cellular component: plasma membrane. The transcript has 2 exons. Gene Ontology annotation, biological process: signal transduction. The record is from RefSeq and is a predicted model, not a curated record. The coding region runs from base 1 to 2751 and encodes 916 amino acids.